UUGCGUGUUUGACAAGUGGUGGUUACGGUUCAAUUUUUUUUAAUUAAAAUACGAACUUUUACAGAUGAGUUACUUAAAAUUGGUUGUAUUUUUAUCCAAGUUGUAAGCUGAAGUGACUGCCAAUUAAUUAUUGUGUGAUAGUAAAUCCUAGGAAUCCAAUUAUCAAGGAUGCGGUGGCGAGUGGUAGUCUUCCUGGUUUUACAACUAUUUAUGUUCGGAAAUUGCAAGGUUAAAAAAUCAAAGUCUGUGACAACACUAUUAGAAGCCAAAUGGGAAACAACUCCUUUAGUAUUAGAAGUAGUGGAAUAUUUGAGGGAUGAAAGCAGUGACUUUUUCUGGAGUUUUGUCAAUUCCAUUUCUAGCCUAAACCCUCCAUUAGCCACUUUAGAAAAUGAUAGAGAAAGGUAUAACAUAAUGAUGGACCAUGCAGCUAAAUUAAUUACCACGUCAGAACUGUCAGUAUUAAAAUUGGGGCUUUCUUUACACAUUUAUUCGCCCAAAGUACAAAUGUUUCGACAAAUUGCCACAGAACGGGAAUUGCCAAGCUGUGUUGCUGCUGUAGACAUUGGGGGAACAAUCACAUGUGAUUCUAGUAAAGUCCGGUCAUUAAUUGAAAAUUUUAAUGACCGAGAAAAAGUUGAUAUUUUUAAUGUAGAUACGCAUUAUCCAGGGUCUGAAAAUCGUUCAAAAGUUGCUAUUUUGUAUGGCGAACUUGGGACAAAAGAGUUUGCCGACUUUCACAAUGUUUUAAAACAGGAGGCUGAAGAAGGAAAAAUUGAUUAUAUUGUCAGACAUUACGUCCAGAAACCAACUGAUAAGAAAUUGCGAUUAUCAGGUUUUGGAGUUGAAUUACAGAUGAAAUCAACUGAAUAUAAAGUGCAGGAUGAUGCAGAGCUUCACGAUGAUCCUUCUUCUGAAGAUUCUUCACAAGAAGAGGAAGAAAUUGAAAUUGAAGGAUUUGAUUUUAAAAAACUGAAGACUUUAUUUCCUGACCAUAAAAAAGAUUUCGACAAAUUUCGCCAGCAUCUUGAGGAGUCGUCCAAUGAGAUGGCGCCAUUGAAAGUGUGGCAAUUUCAGGAACUAAGCCUCCAAGCUGCUGAACGUAUAAUGAGUGCCCCCAAAGACGAAGCAUUGAAAGUUUUCACAAACAUCGCUCAAAAUUUCCCCAUGCAAGCCAAAGGUUUAGUAAAAACCGUCGUAAAUUCCGAAUUAAAAAAAGAAAUGAAACUGAAUUCGGACAUUUUUGCUUCAACUUUAAAUUUGCAACCUUCCGAUACUGCCCUGUUUAUUAACGGAAUGUUUUACGACGUUGAUCUAGUGGAUAUUUACGGCAUUCUUGAUGUUUUACGACAAGAAUUACGAACCAUGGAAGGACUACAAAAAAUCGGUGUUGGAAACAAACGACUGGCGUCGCUACUAGCGCUCGAUUUUAGUGAUGGCAGCACAGGUCAAGAAUUUGCGAUUGAUAUAAGAGACAGUGCUGUUAAUUGGAUUAACGAUAUUGAAACUGAAGCGAAAUAUAAUAGAUGGUCGUCGAGUGUUAUGGAUUUGUUGAGGCCAACAUUCCCGGGGAUGAUUCGGCAAGUUAGAAAGAAUUUGUUUAAUUUGAUUUUGAUUAUUGAUCCGACUGAACCGAAAUCGAGAGAUUUAGUUAAACUGUUAGAGUCGUUUGUGGUUCAUACGGCGCCGUUACGUGUCGGAAUUGUCUUUGCAGUUGAUGCUUCGACGGAGUUGACGGGACUUGAGGAUGCGGGAGUUGCCAUGCAGUGUGCAUUUAAUUAUGUGUCGCAGAAGAAGAAUCCAUUAGCGGCGUUAAGUUUCAUAAAAACGGUAUUGGGCUCAGCUUCUGAAGAAGUAAAAGUUGAUGAUGUUAAAAAAGAGCUGAAAAAACAAUUCGGCGAUGAUUACCUCGAUAUUCUUGGUGAAGAUUCCGACUACGAUUUCGGUCGCCAAUUAUCCAUCGAUUUUAUCCAAAGAACCGGUCAAAGAGUCCUCCCUCAAGCCCUCCUCAAUGGAAUACCUCUCCCUAGUAGCAGUUUAAACAUCGAUGAAUUCGAAGAAGCCGUCCUUCAGGAAGUCAUGUCGCAAACCUCUCUUUUACAGAAAGCUGUAUAUCGGGGGAAAUUAUCGGACAGUGACGACGUUGUUGAAUAUUUAAUGACUCAACCUAAUGUUAUGCCUCGUCUAAAUGAACGAAUUCUCAACAAGGACCAAUCUUUGUAUUUGGAUAUGACUGGAACGGCUACCACUAGCAUGAAUGUUGAUGAAUUGGCGAAAUUAUCACCGAGAGACAUGACGGCUACUGCCAUUGAUAAUUUCAAGUAUUUCUAUUCGCCGAAAAAGGGGAAACAGGAACACACGAUGACUUAUUGGAUUGUUGGGGAUUUGAAAUAUUUAGAGUCGCGACAGUUGUUGUUGGCAGCACUGGAACAUGCGAAAUCGGAAAAUCAUGUUCGAGUCACUUUUAUUCCAAACGUUGACAGUUCUAUGAAAAACAUGAUUUCUAAACUUGUUUUGACCGCACUAAGCGAAUUACCACCAGAGAAAGCAAUCGAUUAUGUUUUAUCACUCCUAAGAGAAGAUAGGGCAGCUGAAGAGUUAGAACGUGGAGGUCGAAUUCAAUUUCCGUCCGAAUUUUCGGGUAAAGUAAACAACCACGAGCUCAAUUUGAAAAUGUUGAGGGUUUACAGUAGACGCGUUUUGAAUUUAAAUGGGGGCGAAAGAGCUAUAGUUGCCAAUGGACGGCUUUUGGGGCCUCUCGAAGUCGAUGAAAGUUUCACAAUUGAGGAUUUUGGGUUGUUGGAACGGUUUAGUUUUGCUAGUUAUUUGGAAAAAAUACAGAAAGCGAUUGACAAAUCAUCGGAUGAGGAAGAAGAACUUUCAAGCAAUUCGCUACUUAAAGUCAUUUCGUUGUUAGUAUCAAGGCCUCAGUCUCGUACCCGAUUUGAAAUUCAGUUCAGUGGUGACGAACAUUCUGUAUUAAAAAUUCCAGCGACACAUCCCGAUAAAGUCGCUUUUGAUAUCGUCGCUGUGGUAGACCCUGUUUCACGCGGAGCCCAAAAAGUAGGCCCCAUUUUGCAAGUACUCCAAGAGGUGCUCAAUGUUAAUAUUCGCGUAUUUUUAAAUAGUGUUGAGAAAAAUAGUGACAUGCCAGUUAAAAGUUUUUAUCGAUUUGUUUUGGAACCGGAAAUCCAAUUUACGGACGAUGGCAAACAAACAGCUGGUCCUAUCGCCCGGUUUAAUAACAUGCCAACUUCGCCACUUCUUACUCAGAAUUACCACGUGCCUGAAAAUUGGUUGGUGGAAGUUGUGAGGUCGGUUUAUGACCUUGAUAAUAUCAGACUUGAGGAUGUUGAUAACAACGUUCAUAGCGAAUAUGAGUUGGAGUAUCUUUUACUUGAGGGUCACUGUUUUGAAGCGACCACAGGAAGUCCUCCAAGAGGUCUUCAAAUAACUCUAGGAACGGAACGUCAACCUGUCAUUGUUGAUACAAUUGUCAUGGCAAAUUUGGGAUAUUUUCAAGUGAAAGCCAAUCCUGGUGCUUGGAUUUUGAGGCUGAGGCAAGGCAGGAGUGCCGAAAUUUAUGAUAUUGUCAGUCAUGACGGAAGUGAUACUCCUGCAAAUUCUUCCGAUAUUAAAGUACUUAUAAGCACUCUGAGAUCUCAUAUAGUUAAAUUACGAGUUCAGAAAAAGCCUGAUAAGUUUAACAUGGAUUUGUUGUCUGAAGAUGAACCAAACUCGGGUAUUUGGAAUUCUAUUACGAGUUCCUUCUCGAAGAACGAAGAAGAACCUGACGACAAACUCAACAUAUUUUCUGUUGCUUCUGGUCACCUUUACGAGCGAUUUUUACGAAUUAUGAUGUUGUCAGUCGUGAAACACACCAAGACACCUGUAAAAUUCUGGUUUUUGAAAAAUUAUCUCUCUCCACAAAUCAAGGAUUUCCUUCCAUAUAUGGCUAAGGAAUACGGUUUUGAGUACGAAUUAGUUCAGUAUAAAUGGCCCAGAUGGCUCCACCAACAAACUGAGAAACAACGAAUCAUCUGGGGUUACAAAAUCCUCUUUUUAGACGUACUUUUCCCUCUAGAUGUGAAAAAAAUAAUUUUCGUCGAUGCUGAUCAAGUGGUUCGAGCAGAUUUGAAAGAACUGCAAGAAUUAGACCUAGGUGGAGCUCCUUAUGGUUAUACUCCGUUUUGUGAUUCGCGGAAAGAAAUGGACGGUUUUCGGUUUUGGAAACACGGUUAUUGGAGGAACCAUUUACAGGGCCGUAAAUAUCAUAUUUCGGCUCUCUAUGUUGUGGAUUUGAAACGGUUUAGGAGAAUCGCAGCUGGGGAUCGACUCAGAGGCCAAUACCAAGCUCUGAGUCAAGAUCCGAACAGUUUAUCCAAUUUGGAUCAAGACUUGCCGAAUAAUAUGAUACACCAAGUUGGGAUUAAAUCCUUGCCUCAGGAAUGGUUGUGGUGUGAAACGUGGUGUGAUGAUGAGUCGAAAGCUAGAGCGAAAACUAUCGAUUUGUGCAAUAAUCCUAUGACUAAGGAAGCGAAGUUGACGGCUGCUAUGAGGAUUUUACCAGAGUGGAAAGGUUAUGAUGAGGAAAUUAGACAACUGCAGAAGAAAAUUGAUUCGGGGGUUUUGGAUCCUGACCCUGAAAACCAUAUACCAGAUACGACUGAUAGGCAUACUGAGUUAUGAUUACUUUGUAAAUUAAUUUUAUUAGGUAUGUUAAGUAUGUACAUAAAUUUUUUAAAAUAAAUAUUAAAAAGUAAA
This is a messenger RNA of Tribolium madens (black flour beetle), 4764 nucleotides long. Its product is annotated as UDP-glucose:glycoprotein glucosyltransferase. The coding region runs from base 169 to 4689 and encodes 1506 amino acids. NCBI's taxonomy places the organism in Eukaryota, Metazoa, Arthropoda, Insecta, Coleoptera, Tenebrionidae. The record is from RefSeq and is a predicted model, not a curated record. Gene Ontology annotation, cellular component: endoplasmic reticulum. The transcript is spliced from 16 exons. Gene Ontology annotation, molecular function: UDP-glucose:glycoprotein glucosyltransferase activity.